Ophidiomyces ophidiicola is the source of this 1314-nucleotide messenger RNA. It is a transcript of the gene SSF1, whose product is annotated as rRNA-binding ribosome biosynthesis protein. Bases 1 to 1314 code for a protein of 437 amino acids. Gene Ontology annotation, biological process: ribosomal large subunit assembly; rRNA processing. Gene Ontology annotation, molecular function: rRNA binding. The transcript is spliced from 2 exons. Gene Ontology annotation, cellular component: preribosome, large subunit precursor. Lineage: Eukaryota; Fungi; Ascomycota; Eurotiomycetes; Onygenales; Onygenaceae. The record is from RefSeq and is a predicted model, not a curated record.
AUGGCUAAGAGGCGUACGAAAAAGCGUACUCAUGCCAACGCAGCUCCACAAAAUGGAAACUCUAGCGCCAAAAUUGGCCUUGCUUCACAAGUCCGGACACCAAAGAGCAUGGUGAUUCGGAUGGGUGCUGGUGAGGUUGGGCCGAGCGUGAGUCAACUUGUUAAGGAUGUCCGAUCAAUGAUGGAGCCAGAUACAGCUUCUCGAUUAAGGGAACGGAGAGGAAACAAAUUAAAGGACUAUACUGUAAUGACCGGCCCGUUAGGGAUCACACACUUAUUCCUAUUUUCCAAGUCAUCCACUGGAAAUACAAACCUUCGAAUUGCCCUGACGCCACGAGGCCCUACACUCCAUUUUCGAGUUGAGAAAUACUCCCUAUGUAAAGACAUCGCCAAAUCACAGAAGCACCCCACAAUGUCUAGCAAGAGCCACAGGAACCCCCCGCUGCUAGUAAUGAACAAUUUCACAACCUCGAAACCAGAGGAAGAGUCUACUUCUAAGAAAAUACCCAAGCAUUUGGAAUCUCUUACGACAACAGUCUUCCAGUCCCUGUUCCCGCCCAUAUCCCCUCAGACUACGCCUUUAUCUUCUAUUCGCCGCAUUAUGCUUCUUAAUAGAGAACUCUCGACUUCUUCAAAUGAUAUAGACGAGGACUCCUACAUAUUAAACCUCCGGCAUUAUGCAAUCACCACCAAGCGAGUCGACGUAUCAAAAAGAAUACGGCGGCUAGACCCACGGGAACAGCGCCGAAAAGACAAGAAGGAUAGGAACGUCCCGAAUCUAGGGAAGCUCAAUGAUGUCGCAGAUUAUUUGCUUGAUCCUUCAGCUGCAGGCUAUACAUCUGCGAGUGAAACUGAAGUCGACACAGACGCUGAAGUUGAAAUCAUGGAGAACAAAACGAGAAAGGUACUGAACAAAAAAGAGCUGCAGCGCGUGAAGGCAGGCGAAAGGAAGUCGAACCACAAAUCCUCCAGCAAUGUCGAGAAAAGAGCCGUGAAAUUAGUUGAAAUCGGCCCGCGCAUGCGGUUAAGGCUGAUGAAGGUAGAAGAAGGACUAUGUGGAGGGCGAGUUAUGUGGCAUGCUUUGGUGGACAAAACACAAGCGGAGGCCGAUGAGUUGGAAAAGACGUGGGAGCAACGGCGCCAGGAAAAAGAGCUUCGUAAAAAGACACAAAAAGAAAAUGUCGAAAAGAAGAAAAAGACGAAAGCCAAAGAAGGAGAGACAGAGAAAGACGAGGAUAGAAUGGAUGUUGACGAUGAUAGUGAGAUGUGGGAUAGUGACGAUUUUAGCGAGGACGAGGGCGAUGAUGUCAACUGA